AUGACCAGAUCCAUCCGCCAUUCUUCGUGGGCGCGUCUGCGACCUCCUCAGGCUCCGUCACUUAUCGAAUCAGGUACUCUGCCGAAUCCUGAGUUCGCUUUCGCCUGGGCACUCAUCGCUGUUUGUCAGGAAAACGACAUGCAUUUUAUUUCUGAACACUGGGAACAGUCUUGUCACUUGCCCGUGCCUAGGUACAGCAUGUGGAUGGCCAAAAAUCUGGCGUCGUCAAAACUCGCUCUCCCUCACCCUUACAUACGUCCGGCGAUGCCCUUGAUUUUACAGCCGAUUUUCACCAUACAACCGAUUUGUCAUGCCGUACAGAACCAUCGCAGCAAGCAAGUCGUGACACUGGCAAUGGCUGCCAAACAACUAGCUCCAGAAGUGGAUCAUCGGAAGAGCAUAGCGAAUUCCAGGCCGCCGCUCAUUCCUUGA
Messenger RNA from Soboliphyme baturini, 432 nucleotides. The record is from the annotation of a GenBank genome assembly. NCBI's taxonomy places the organism in Eukaryota, Metazoa, Nematoda, Enoplea, Dioctophymatida, Soboliphymatidae.